CAGCUGGGAGAAGUUUGCAGCAGUCUAACAGCAGCGUGUUUCACUGAGAGCAGCAGAGCAAGAGGAGAAGCUUUCUGUCUGAUUUUACUCGCAGCUUCAGAUUUUACUUUGAAUCCGUGUCGUCACUGAUGUCGCCUAACUAGCAGCUGCAAGCGGACUGAAGUCUGUCGGAGGUACUGGAAACCUGCAGCGGGAGGAAGAGGAGCAGAGGCAAACUGACUGAAGAAGAAGAAGACAGUCCCGUUGAUAAAGUCGUCAGGAUGAGCAACAACAAAAGCGAGAAGGAGACCGAGCCGAGUGAGUUCACCAACCACGAGGAAGAGGUCCGGACGCUCUUCGUCAGUGGGUUGCCGCUGGAUAUCAAGCCUCGCGAGCUCUACCUCCUCUUCAGACCUUUUAAGGGAUAUGAAGGCUCCUUGAUAAAACUCACAUCUAAACAGCCGGUAGGCUUUGUCAGCUUUGACAGCAGAUCAGAGGCCGAGGCAGCGAAGAACGCCCUGAACGGGGUCCGGUUCGAUCCAGAGAUCCCUCAGACCCUCCGGCUGGAGUUCGCCAAGGCCAACACCAAGAUGGCCAAGAACAAGCUGGUGGGCACUCCCAACCCCCUCCCCUCCCAGCAGAGCCCCGGGCCCCAGUUCAUCAGCAGAGACCCCUAUGAGCUCACAGUGCCCGGUCUCUAUCCCAGCAGCCCUGAUGUGUGGGCGUCAUACCCGCUGUACCCGGCGGAGCUGUCCCAGGCACUGCCACCCGCUUUCACCUACCCCUCCUCGCUGCACGCUCAGAUACGCUGGCUCCCUCCUGCAGAUGGAAGUCCUCAGGGAUGGAAGUCCAGGCAGUUCUGCUGAAGUAUGUGCUCCUGAUGUGUGAUGGUGUGCGGCUGUGACGGUGUUGCUGCUUCUCGUGUCCCAUUGAAGGAGGAGGACUGCCCCCCCCCCUCGAAGCAGCACCGUCGCAGCCUCCUGGGCCUCAGGACAGACCGCGCCCCCCUCGCCUCCAUCACACAUUGAGCACCCCCCCCCCCCCGCCCCCCGACUGUUUUUAUACUGUUACACACUCCUCUUCGCAGCGGCAGUGCUCCCUCCUGGUGAAGGUACCCCCUCCCCCAACGUUAGCACUGCCCGCUAAUGUUAUUACUAUAAUUAUUACUACUCUGUAUAUCAUUCAUAUUAAUGUUAUUAUUAUGAUUAUUACAUACAUGUUAAGCAUGACUUUGCAAAAAAAAGGAAAAAACCCAAUGCUGUACAUUUUUAGAUAUUUUAAAGAAAUACAAAAAAGUAUUUUUGUAAUCGAAACUGUUUGAAAUGUUUGAUCCUGUUUAAGUGUGUAAGGAACCGUGUGUGUGACAUCAUACAAUUAUGAGUCAUCAUAGAAUAAUCAGUCAUAAAACAAUGAGUUAUCAUAAAACGAGUGGACGUAAUGCAUCAAAGCAGAGUGUGUCUGCUUUUCUACUUCCUGUUUCUCCGUGUGGGUACCCCAUGGAGCCAACAUGUAGUCCUGAUAGAGCUCACAUGUAAUCCUGAUGUAGCCAACAUGUAAUCCUGAUGGAGCCAACAUGUAGUCCUGAUAGAGCUCACAUGUAGUCCUGAUGGACCCAACAUGUAGUCCUGAUGUAGUCCAGAUAGGGCCAACAUGUAGUCCUGAUGCAGCCAACAUGUAGUCCUGAUGGACCCAACAUGUAGUCCUGAUGUAGUCCUAAUGGAGACCACAUGUAGUCCUGAUGCAGCCAACAUGUAAUCCUGAUGGAGCCAACAUGUAGUCCUGAUAGAGCUCACAUGUAGUCCUGAUGGAGACCACAUGUAAUCCUGAUGUAGCCAACAUGUAAUCCUGAUGGAGCCAACAUGUAGUCCUGAUAGAGCUCACAUGUAGUCCUGAUGUAGUCCAGAUAGGGCCAACAUGUAGUCCUGAUGCAGCCAACAUGUAGUCCUGAUGGACCCAACAUGUAGUUCUGAUGUAGUCCAGAUAGGGCCAACAUGUAGUCCUGAUGCAGCCAACAUGUAGUCCUGAUGAACCCAACAUGUAAUCCUGAUGUAGUCCUAAUGGAGACCACAUGUAGUAGUAAAGCCAACAUGUAGUCCUGAUAGAGCUCACAUGUAGUCCUGAUGGACCCAACAUGUAGUCCUGAUGUAGUCCAGAUAGGGCCAACAUGUAGUCCUGAUGCAGCCAACAUGUAGUCCUGAUGGACCCAACAUGUAGUCCUGAUGUAGUCCUAAUGGAGACCACAUGUAGUAGUAAAGCCAACAUGUAGUCCUAGUACAGCCAACAUGUGAUCCUGAUGUAGUCCUGAUGGAGCCAACAUGUAGUCCUGACGUAGUCCUUAAAGAGCCAACAUGCAGUCCUGACGUAGUCCUUAAAGAGCCAACAUGUAGUCCUGACGUAGUCCUUAAAGAGCCAACAUGCAGUCCUGAUGUAGACCUGAUGGAUCCAACAUGUAGUCCUGAUGGAGCCAACAUGUAGUCCUGAUGGAUCCAACAUGUAGUCCUAAUGGAGCCAGCAUCUAGUCCUAAUGGAGCCAACUUGUAGUCCUGACGCAGUCCUUAUAAAGCCAACAUGUGGUCCUGAUGGAGCCAACAUGUAGUCCUGUGUAGUCGUCCUCUAUUUUUCUUCUUAUCUCUUUGUUUUCUUACCUGGGACAGUUGUAGACAGAUGUAGACAGGUGUAUUUGGGUGGAGUUGCCCCCCUCCUGACGGCUGUGGUCCUCGCUGAGAUUUCUUGUGAAGUUUGACGUUAUUUUAGCUUCCUGUCUCCUUUGGUGUGACAGCAGGGAGCUGCUCGGAGUCUGAAAGAAAGCGUUUAGUCUCUUUCGUCUAUUUUUAGUGAUUUGCUCGUUGAUGAUUGGAUAAAAUACUCUUUGUGUGUAUUCUGGGCCUGCAAUAAUCUUUGCUGUCUGACACAUCACUGAUCACACUCCUGUGACACUGUGACGACUCCUUGAUGUGGCGUUCUUAGAAAACUUCGUGAAGAGGCCGGGUCACGCUGAGAAACAGUCCUCCCUGUGAUGUUAAAUCAUAUAGCCAGUGUUUGUAAUGAAUAAUAAUAUUAAUAUGCACAUCAUGAUUUUGUUUCUACAAACAUUUUUUAAGCCAAGUGUGGCAGCAGAUUUACUAGAACAAGUAUUUAUAAGGUGUGUGUGUGUUUUUUUGGGUAUCAUGUUUUUAAAGUGAGAUGCCCAUCAUAUAACUCUCUGUAAGUAUUCCUGUACGUCUAACUGUAUAUUCCUUUGGUCAUUUUGUAGAGCUUUGUGUGUUUGUAUAUGAACAAUGAUAAUCACUGUGAGCUGCAGAGGUCAGCAGUGUGUACUUUGUGUGUUCCUGCUCCUCUUGUACAGUGUGUGUGUGUUCUCUGUGAGGAUCAGUGAAUUACAGAGGUGUGUGUGUGUUUGAAGCAACAAAAAAAGUGAUCAAAAUGAGUUUUUAUGAAAAUGUAAAGACAUUAAAGAUUGACGUCAUGUCAUGAUUACAUUUAA
Messenger RNA from Trematomus bernacchii (emerald rockcod), 3463 nucleotides. RefSeq names its product RNA-binding protein with multiple splicing-like. Bases 261 to 845 code for a protein of 194 amino acids. The transcript has 9 exons. The record is from RefSeq and is a predicted model, not a curated record. NCBI's taxonomy places the organism in Eukaryota, Metazoa, Chordata, Actinopteri, Perciformes, Nototheniidae. Gene Ontology annotation, molecular function: mRNA binding.